UAAAUAAAGGAUUUGUAUAUUUCCCUCGAAUAUAAUCUUAAAAGAUGCCGUAACUGUCGUAGAUUAAUCGCAUGGUGAAAUGCAAAUACAAGAACAUGUUAGUAUAUCGUACAGAGUGGGCGAAGAGAUGCAGCCUCCUUCCCUAUGCCCGUUCGUUAGCCACUCUUAGCUGUUCUGCCGCCGUCCUGUAAAAAACAUCUAUACUCUCCUGAUCUCUAAGGGGAUUGACAGAUUUAUCCCAUGCAUGUUUCUGUGACUCUAUCAUCAUCGACCGAACGGCCUUGCCUCCUCCGCAGUCCUUGAGCUUUUCCACAAACUCAUGCCCUUCGUGGAGCAGCAUGUCCCACUCGCAGACGUACAGAAAGAUAUCCUUGGGCAGAGCAUCUGCUAGCAGCGAGGGAGGUGCCAGUAAAGGCGAGGCAUAUGGCAGAUGUCUACUGGCUUCGUGAGGCAUGUAGCUGUGGUCGAACAAGGUGGUCAUGAACUUCGGCAGCGUCUUGGACGGGAAGACGCUUCUGUCACGGCGUAUGUGUCUAGGCAGGACGUAGUCGACUAUCGGGUACCAUGAUAUAAUGGAUAUUAUCCGCAGAGACAAAGCAGGCGUCUGUGACCGCCCGUUAUUAUUGCUGCUGUCACUGCCGUUGUUCGUUGAGGUGGUCGUGCUUGUAUGUCGAAGCAGAUGCUGUGCCGACUGGGACCUCGAGGCAGACGGCCUGCUGGUGCUGCCCGGCGGAUACUGCGACAACGUCGACAGAUGCAGGUUUAUCGAGCUCCCGUCUUGCGUCUCGUAGGGGGUCAGCGUCGUCGAUGGCGUCGGCGAGGGCUUGAGAGAGUCUUGCCGGAGCAGAUGGCGGCGCAGGGGAACGGUGAAGGCGAGAUUCCCGCCAGACGAGAAGCCGGACAGGCUGACCCGCGACACAUCCAACGCCAGCUCGGCCGCAUGGUCCUCGAGAUACUGCAGGGCCCUGACGCCGUCGUCUACAGCAGCCGGAAAGGGCGCUUCGGGCGCCAGGCGGUAUUCCACGCUCACCACGACGCUGUCGGCGCCUUCGACCACCGCGCGAGCCCAGCGUGCGUCGUCCGUCGCCUUGCCUAUGCAGAACCCGCCGCCGUGGAAGUUGACCACGACCGGGUACCGGUGGCCGGCUCGCUUCUGCUCAGCGUACCGCUUGGGAGUGUAGAAGUACAGCUUCACCCGCUGCGAGUCGAACUCGUCCAGCCGAGGCAGCGUUCGAACGAAGGACGGGCGCGGUGGUAUCGGCGGAGGAUAGCCAUGGAGGACCAUGCCGAUGCGCAUCAAAAACCGCAAGAUCACUAUCUGCACCCGCAUCCAAGCCUUGUUAGGAGGUCUCUGUUCCAUUGUCGGCCUGGGAUCAGGAACGUCGGCUCGCUUUCGACGGGUGUUUUAUGUGUAUAAAGGCGCCGCGGGCACCGGUCGAGAGGACAUCAGACGAGCAGCAACAAGGCCCCAAGAACCGACCUUCUAGAAGAUGAACAACAGAGCAGCAGAAAGACGAGCCUGGGUC
Messenger RNA from Trichophyton rubrum CBS 118892, 1526 nucleotides. RefSeq lists its product as uncharacterized. Bases 668 to 1417 code for a protein of 249 amino acids. NCBI's taxonomy places the organism in Eukaryota, Fungi, Ascomycota, Eurotiomycetes, Onygenales, Arthrodermataceae. The record is from RefSeq and is a predicted model, not a curated record. The transcript has a single exon.